CCGGGGUGCGGCGUCCCUGGGGCAGGGAUUGGGGAGCUGGGGCAGGCUGCGUGUGUCUGUGCCAGGCUCUGGGGCAGUGCCCCUGUGGCGUGCAGCUGCCUCUUGCCCUGCGUCCCAGCUCCUGUCAUUGGGUGGGAACAACCACUCUGGGCGCUUCUUAACCCUCCCGCGUGAGGGCCCAAGUUGGUGUCCACCUGUUAGAGACCAGAAUGAGACCUAUUGUGGGGCUGGCGAGCUGUGCCAGGCUGGGUGGGUCUGUGCCAGGCUUGGGGGUGGCAUCCCUGAGGCUAGGGAGCUGUGCCAGGCAGGGGAGUGAAGUGGUGGAGAUGGGCGCACACUGGAUCCAUGGACCCUCCAAGGAGAACCCUGUCUUCCAGCUGGCAUCUGACUAUGGGCUGCUGGACGAGGAAGCCAUGUCCGAGGAGAACCAGCAGAUCGAGGUGGGGGGCCACCCCCUCCUGCCCGCGGUGUUCUACUCCAGCGCGGGGCGAGUCCUGAGCCCAGAGCUGGUGGAGGGGGUGAGGAACCUGUUCUCCACCCUGCUGGACCAGACACGUGAGUUCCUGCACAUGCCGCAGGUCUCUGUGCCCAGUGUGGGCGAGUAUCUGCGGAAGGAGAUUGCCCAGCAGGUGAAGGAGUGGACGGACGACGACGAAACCAAGUGGCUGAAGCUGGCCAUCCUCAACACGUACUUCAAACUGGAGUGCUGCGUGAGUGGGACCCACAGCAUGGAUGACGUGGCGCUGGGGCCCUUUGGGGAGUACGCCAUGCUCCCCGGCCUGGACUGCACCUUCCCUGGCGGCUAUGGAGGCCUGCCGGACUGCAUGCUGACCUCGCUGCCCAAGGAGAGCGUGCUGUUCCACAAGCCAGUGACGGCGGUUCGCUGGGGCGGCUCCUACCGGGAGGAGAGCCAAGAGGGGCGGACGUUCCCGGUCCAGGUGGAGUGUGAGGACGGCGAGAGGUUCCUGGCGGAUCACGUCAUCAUCACGGUGCCUCUAGGGUUCCUUAAAGAACAUCAUGAGACCUUUAUCGACCCUCCGCUGCCUCCCCGGAAAGCAGACGCCAUUAGACAGCUGGGCUUUGGGACGAACAACAAGAUCUUCCUGGAGUUUGAGCAGCCGUUCUGGCCACCAGACUGCCAGCUGAUCGAGGUUGUCUGGGAGGACGAGUCUCCUCUGGUUGAGGCUGGGACCGACCUGCAGGCCAACUGGUUCAGAAAACUUAUCGUCUUCUUGGUCCUCCAGCCGCCGGAACGGUAUGGGCACGUCCUCUGUGGCUUUAUUGCUGGGAAGGAAUCUGAGUACAUGGAGACCCUCAGUGACGCUGCAGUUCUUACGGCCUUAACUGAUGUCACCCGUAGACUGACAGGGAACCCUCACCUCGCCCCGCCGAAGAAGGUGAUGCGAUCUCAGUGGCACAGCGCUCCCUACACCAGGGGCUCCUACAGUUACGUGGCCGUUGGCAGUUCAGGAGAUGACAUUGACGCACUGGCUCAACCCCUUCCCGAGGAUGCAGCUGACCCCCGGCCGCUGCAGGUUCUCUUUGCUGGAGAAGCCACGCACCGGACUUUCUAUUCCACUACGCAUGGGGCCCUUCUGUCGGGCUGGCGGGAGGCCGACCGUCUGCUCAGCCUGUAUGACACGUCUGAAUCCCACCAGCACAAGCCUCGGCUCUGAUGCCACUUGCUCGCUUCUCCUUGCUGCUGGGCUUCUGGUUUCCAGCUCAUUACUCAACCUCCGAUUCCUUCUGUCCCUUGCCGUUGCCAAGGGAAAGGGGUUAGUUUGUCUCUAGCCGGUGUGCCCACUCUUUGUGGCUUGUCUCUCUGAUGUCCCUGCGAUCAGACUAAAGGCAGGGUGGCUGUAGGCUUGAACCCAGCACUGGGAGCUGCAGCACCCACACGGACGAGGGGGACUGGGGAAUUGAAACGCCACCUAACUAUGCAAUGGAGUGCUGUCAGUACUAACAAGUAAAUCUCUAUCAUUAGGGCUUUGCGGUUGCAGCUUGUCUUCUCUGCCUGCUCCUGAGAGGAACAUAGUAGCCAGGAUGCUCCUGAGACAGGUGGUGUAAAUGUGUGACCCAAUCCCUGAACACUCCUGAGACAGCCACUGUAAACUUGUGACCCACAUGCCAGAUCCCAAGCCCUGAACACUCCUGAGAGAGGCGGUGUAAAUGUGUGACCCGCAAGCCCCACUGAAAACAAUGGGCCAGAAUCCCAUUCUCUCCAGUGGGAUAUUCCCAUCGCUAGGGUGGGAAGUCGGCCCAUGGAAGGGCUGUGUGAAAACUGCUAUCUGAAUUUCCCCCGUUGUCCUCUCCAAGGCAAAAAAGUGUGGAUCCUUGCCUGGCUGAGGGGGAGUUUCAGUGUCCCAAAGGCCUGGCAGCCCCAUAUUCAGUAUGGCUCUGCGCCCAAGGUGUGGGGAGAGUAGAGCUGAAUGCUAUGCUCCUCAGCCUGCCCCACAGACACCAGCAGCAAGUCCAGGUAAUACAGCCCAAGGGAAACCUAGGGGCAGCCACGUCUCUUGAGCCAUAGUGCGAGUUCUCCAUUGUCUAGGAGUUCGUCCACCCCGUCCCUUGACUGCAGACAGGAGGGAGAGGAGCUCUUGUUGCUGGUGCUCAAAGGCCUGAAAAGUGCUGCUGCUGCUCCUGCUCAAAGCAGAGUAGCUCCUGGGGCCUGAGCAUCCCCCUCCCCUUGCCAGCAGGAGACACCAGCACCAAUCUUACACAUGUCCUGGAGUGUGAAAGCACAGUCUGGCCUCAGCUUGUCUGCUCCCUGGAAAAGAUUAGUACCAGGUUGAACUUCCUCUGAACUCAGCUGGCCUGUUAUCCACUCAACCUGCCCUGAUUUAAGCCACAUACAAGCCAGAGGCCAUGGAGAUGAGCUGCGGGAGCCAAGACAACAGCAGAUGAGGCUGUGGGGUACUCAGGCAGUGCUGCAAGGGUGGGAAUGGCAGGACUAGUGAUGAUGCCAAGGUUAUGGAGUGAAGGGUGGAGUUAGCAGGGGCAGACAU
This is a messenger RNA of Mauremys reevesii (Reeves's turtle), 3005 nucleotides long. RefSeq names its product polyamine oxidase (gene PAOX). The transcript has 7 exons. The coding region runs from base 210 to 1676 and encodes 488 amino acids. Gene Ontology annotation, molecular function: polyamine oxidase activity. The record is from RefSeq and is a predicted model, not a curated record. NCBI's taxonomy places the organism in Eukaryota, Metazoa, Chordata, Testudines, Geoemydidae.